Molecule: messenger RNA, 30309 nt
Organism: Bactrocera dorsalis (oriental fruit fly)
Lineage: Eukaryota; Metazoa; Arthropoda; Insecta; Diptera; Tephritidae
Exons: 5
Coding region: 17736-18746 (336 amino acids)
Biological process (GO): DNA integration; carbohydrate metabolic process
Molecular function (GO): isomerase activity; nucleic acid binding; carbohydrate binding
Source: RefSeq, a predicted model, not a curated record
CUAAAUGUACUGCUUUGGAAGUAAAGCAAACGAAAACUGAAAUAUGUGUUUUUAUGCGUGGUCGACCGCGUAUUUUUAGAGUUGUGUAUAUCAGACCACAAAAAUCUUCGUCACAAAUAAGAAAGGGCCGUAGUGCUCGAAAUCUUUCGACUGGCAAAUUUCCCAUUAUAUGCGACCGCACGAAUCAUCUUUUGAUGAGAAGAGAAUUUUUCAAUCAGUUCCAUUUUAGGGUUAUCUUUCACAUUUGCAGAAAAUGUGAAAGCGUUUUUCUUCCUCUCUAAGGCUUCGUUUUCUGGGGAGAGCUGGAAGUGAGUGUUAAUUGGCCGUAAAGCGGGGUCUUCUAGGAGGAACUGUGGACCGCCAAACCAUGUAGAAUUAUUCAAUUCAGCCAUGUUACAACUCCGAGACAUUAGAUCCGCAGGAUUUUGUUUUGUUGACACAUGUCGCCAAUGUACAUUGUCAGUCAAUUCUUGGAUUUCGGACACUAUUUGCGACAAAUAUUUGUAAUGAAGAUGGAUGCAUUUUUACCCAAUGCAAUGUCGAUGACUUAUUGAUAGAUCCUGAUCCUAUUUUGAGUCUCUAGAUCCUAAAAGAAGUGAAGUAAUUAGAAUAUUAAACUCGGCCGGAUUCACCUUAACGAAGUAGUUUACGAACCACCCUAAAUUUUUCGACAGCCAACUUUAGUGAUCUGCGAGCCUAAACGGAACAUAUUGUCAGUCUCCGCUCGCCUCGAUCCUCUUAGAUUAAUAGCCCACUAGUUACCAAAGCAAAAAUUUUAUUGCAAGAGCUUUGGAUUCAAAAACUAGAUUGAGAUGAGUCGAUUCCAUUGCGCUUCGACACUAGCUGGCAGAAUUUGAAAGAAAACGAAGAAGAGUUGAGUACAAUUUUUUUUGGAUGGUUGGGCCUACCAUAAAAAGUUCAUUUAAUGAAACUUGGGAUGAAGUAUGACUCAAAGCGUCAAAAACAACACGUAAUUUGGUUUUUGUGCUUUCGGGCCUUAAAUGAAAUAGUGUGGCUCACUCGGGAUCUUAUUGUUAUUUAGGCUCAUGUGACCCAGUGCUCUGUAUUCAUUCAUCAAGUUCAGAUACAUUUUACGAACUUCUGGAUCUUUCAGCUUUCUUCUCUCCAGUGCCUGAAAACGCCGAACUGCGGUUUCAUAAGAGUGACCGACUAACUUCAGUUGUUUUCACGAAAAUAUUUUCACAUUCUUCUUGCUCUUGCUGAAGGUAAUUCUUCUGAAGCCCAAAAUUUUUGGACCAUCGAAUUUAUUGACGUUAAGUCAUCUUCAGAUUGGCAGACACAUCCCACCCCAAAGCGUUUUCUGUAGCGUUGGUUGAUUAGGGCCACUUUUAAUUUGGCCAAACCCUAACAGAUCGAAAAAGGUUUCUGAACCAAAAAAGAUAUCAAUAUUUUUUGAUUUAUGGAAUUCUGGAUUCGCCAAUUUAAUAUUUUGCGGAGUUUUCCAGCAAUUAACAUUUAUGGUAUGGUCUGGAUAAUUAGUCGAAAUGCAACUCAUUAUCCAGAAUUCCGCCGAAAAUUCGUAAUUAUUUACCCCCGACUUAACAAACGCGCUUAAUUUUGUCCCCACUUUCGUAUUUCCAAUUCCUAUUAUGUUUAACGUUUUAUGUUGGCGUCGAAUACGCAACUUUUGUGCCAAGUCCUCCGUCAUAAAGUUGACUUGGGAGCCUGAGUCCAGCAACGCUCUCACAGGUAGGUAAUCAACACAACUGGUCCUCACUUGAAUCACCGAUGUUACCAACAUGACCCGAUCCGGCAUACUCGCUGUAUGAAUGGCAUGUGUGGUUGAUGGUUGCGGAUGAGAUGCAGCGGGGAAGGAAACCGAAUACUGGUGCAAUAAUGUGUGAUGCGAUCGAUUGCACAGACGAUAUCAAUCCGUUCUGCACUUGCGCAAAUAAUUCAUGCAUAAGGGCACCGAUUUCCCGAACUUUGCUGCACCGGAAGCGCCUUAAAAGUGGAGCAGGCAGUCAAAUAGUGGUCCUUGGAUUUGCAUUGCUGACAAAGAGACUGCCUAUGUUCUAUAUGCUAUUAUAGAUAUAUGUGUAUUUAUAUGAACGUGUCAAUAUACAUAAUUGAAAGUGAGAAAAGGGAGGGCCAAAAACUGAAAGUGGGCUCUUGUUUUUAUUUACGAUUUUAUGGACCCUUUGCGUAGAAGAAAUGGUUUUUUCAGCAAAAUCAAUUAAUUUUACGGGGUUAGGGGUAGUCAGAAAUUUCAAAAAAGUAUUUUUUUUUUUUGCAUUUUCGUUAAGAUUUGUAAUAUCUUAUUCUCUGAAAGUUUCACGUUGAUCCGAUAAUUAGUUUUUGAGUUAUUCGACAAAUAACAAAGAGAGCUCGGGCACUUCAAAGCAAAAAGGCAAACUUUAAACGCGUUUUUCUCAAAACUAUGUUUUUUGAACUGGUGACAACUGUAACUCGAAAACCGCUCAAUAGAUUUUAAUGAAAUUUAUACAGCUUUUUUUUCAAAAUUUCGAUUUUUUAAGACCAACUAACUGUUGAUUUUUUCCCAAAAAUUUAGAAAAGAAUUUCCCGAGGCCGCCAUUUUGUUAAUUAAAAAAAAAAUAAAUAAAAUCCUUCGAUCAGGCCCAAGAUUAUCUAUUUAUAAAACAUUUUUUUUUGUCCGAUUGAUUUUAGAUGAAUCCAAGGACUUAUGGUUGCACCUUUUUUUGGAACUAGGUCAACACAAACAACUAUAACUUUGAAAAUAUUUUUUUUUUUUUUGAAAUUUUCGUGACUUCAAGUCACCGCAUUCUAUAAUAAUGCCAUAUUACUACUUUUGUAAAAUAACAUGAUUUAAUAGCAAAAAAAAAUACUAAAAAUUCUCAUUUUUUCGUGCCUCUGACAACCCCUAACCCCUUAAUCAAAAUAGUCUCCUUCUGCUUCUGUUAGCUCGUUGGCCGGUAUGGUCGCCAGUAUGCCGGUGCAAGCCUUUUGAAUAGUUUGGAGUGGUUAAUGGUUAAAAUGUGAUUUUUGGACAAAUAAUCGUCCUUCGAAUGUUGGAUUCUGAGCAAUUUUUGGUAGUUAGUCAAUUUGUGCAUAACAAGCCGUGCACACACCUUUCGUAAGCCCAAAUGUUUGUUCAAAAUGCGAUAAAUCGAUGUUUUAGAGAUGUUCAAUUCCAUUUCCAUGAAUUCCAAUGGUGAUUUCGGCACAUUUUCGAUUAACUUUCCGGUGAUCACGAAUUUUGAUUGGCCCACAUAUUGAUCCUCAUUUAUGUCCCUAUGACCACUUUGAAAACAUUGAAACCACUCGUGCACUCUGCUACGGGAUAGGCAAUCAUCGCCAUAAACUUUUUUCAUCAAUUGAAACGUUUAGGUAAAAGUUUUACCAAUUUUAAAACAAAAUGUCAUGUUGCCUCUUUGUUCGAAGCUCAUUUUCGCACCGAUAACUCAAACAUACUAGGAGUAUUCUCUUGCUCUUGCAAAACCCGGUGCACGGUGCAGGAAUUGCAGAUUUACAACGGCACAACAACAAACACACGCAGAAAAAUAUUUGCAAGGGCUGUAAAAUAUAUCAGACCAAAACCCAUGUAUAUUUGCGUGCAAUGUCACGCAAAAAUAAAAUUGCAACCCUGUUGUAGUUGCCAUUUUAUAUAAAGACAUAUUACGUCGUUAAAUUGUUGAGAAAGGUAAAUUUUAAUUAGAUUUUAUAAUUUCUAUUUAAAUUAUAAAGUUUUGUUACAGUUUUUUUGUUAAAAAAGUAUGCAGAAGGUGCGCCAAUUCACAAUAGCCAUGCACAAUAGUCAUUUACAAUAAAUUGACUGAAUCAUAACAUGAUAACAGAUUCUAACGCACCAGUCGACAUAUAGAUGGCGCCAACGGGGGGCGCUAGAUUCAAAAAGUCCUGUUUACUUCGGAACGUACCUUGUGUUAUUUUAUUCACUUUUUGUUCACUUUGUGCACUGUUUUCGUUGUGGCACUUUUUGUUGUUUGUAUUUGUUAAUGUUCUCUGCACUUCUGACACUUCACUUUUGCACAUAUGUAGAUAUGCAUGUAUGUAUUCUUCUAUUAAUUUUUAUACCCUGAACAGGGUAUAUUAAGUUUGUCACGAAGUUUGUAACACGCAGAAGGAAACGUCGGAGACCCCCUAUGAUAAGUGUGUUGAGCUGAGUCGAUUUAGCCAUGUCCGUCUGUCUGUAUAUAUACGAACUAGUGCCUCAGUUUUUAAGAUAUCGUUUUGAAAUUUUGCAAACGUCAUUUUCUCUUCAAGAAACUGCUCAUUUGUCGGAACUGCCGAUAUCGGACCACUAUAACGUAUAGCUGCCAUACAAACUGAACGAUCUGAAUCAAGUUCUUGUAUGGAAAACUUUUGCAUUUGACAAUGUAUCUUCACAAAGGUUGGCACAGAUUAUUUUCUAAGGCAGCAAUGUAAUCUCCGAAGGAAUUGUUCAGAUCGGCUUACUAUAGCAUAUAGCUGCCAUACAAAAUGAACGAUCGAAAAAAAGUUCUUGUAAGGAAAACUUUUGCAUUUGAUAAGAUAUAUUUACGAAAUUUAGUAUAGAUUAUUUUCUAUGACAAAAAUGUAAUAUCCGAAGAAAUUGUUUAGAUCGGUUAACUAUAGCAUAUAGCUGCCAUACAAACUGGACGAUCGGAAUCAAGUUAUUGUAUGGAAAACUUUUGCAUUUGACAAUGUAUCUUCACAAAAGUUGGCAUAGAUUAUUUUCUAGGACAAAAAAGUAAUAUCCGAAAAAAUUUUUCAGAUCGGAUUGCUAUAACAUAUAGUUUCCAUGUAAACUGAACACAUAGUUACUAAAAGAUAUGCACCUGUGAAGGGUAAUAUUAGCUUCGGUGCAGCCGAAGUUAACGUUUUUUCUUGUUUUUUUUUUUUUAAUUUUGUUUUGUUUUUUGUUUUUUGUUUCAUUUUUAUUUGUUUUCACUUCACAAGGCCGAAAACCGAAAAGUAUUAAACAGGCAAUUGGUACCGAAAAUAAUAACGAACACUAAUAUGUGUUUUUGUAUGUUUAAAAAUUUUAAUUUUAUUUAUUUCUUAAAUGCACGCACAAGUCUCUGCUCGGGCGCCAUGAAAUUUCCAAAGUUUUUUUGAGACACGAAAAGUUAAAUUAAUUUUAGAAAUUAAAAACUACCAAUUGCCUGUCUUGAAAGAAGUAAAAUUAAAAUAGCCGACAAAUUAAAACACGUGCGUAAGGUUUCACGGUUCAAUUCAAAGAGAGUUCUUUAUUCCGUUUUAUGGAAUCGCUUAGCCUAUAUCUUAAACUAACGGCUUAAUCUAGUGGUAAUGUAAGUAUGUGUUACAAAAGGGGUAAGUAAUUAUUUUUCGUUAAACAUUGUACUAGCUAACAUAAGCUAUACAUGAUCGAUCUGGUUUGUGGUUUUUCGAUCCGGAGACAGCCAGAUAGCUUGAUGAAUCUUCUUAUGCUGGAAUCUAGUACUACAGAUAACCAUAUUUCGAGACCCGGCGAAUUCGAUCAGCCUCAACCCACUUGGGGAUGUUUCCUCGUGGAGGUUGAAUUUAAAGACCGUAGUGUCAAAGAUACCUUCUUUGUCCACCUUGGCGUUAAAGUCGCCAAGCACGAUUUUUACAUCGUAGCGGGGGCAGCUCUCAUAAGUGCGCUUCAAGCAGUCAUAAAAGGCUUCUUUGGUCACAUCGUCCUUCUCUUCUGUCGGGGCGUGGGCGCAAAUGUUGAAGAUCCUCGCUUUGAUGCGAAUUGUGGCUAGACGUUCAUUCACCGGAGUGAAUGAUAGUACUCGGCGACGGAGUUUCUCUCCCAGCACGAAUCCCGCGCCAAACUUGCGCUCCUUUAUAUGGCCACAAGGAUUUGUCUCUGUCCUUGUCCCGUCCAUCGCAUUUCUUGGACGGCGGUGAUGUCAGCCUUUAUUUUCACGAGGACAUCAACCAGCUGGGCAGCGGCACCUUCCCAAUUAAGGGACCGGACAUUCCAGCUGCAUGCCCUCAAAUCAUAGUCCUUAUUUCGUUUGCCAUGGUCGUCAUCAAAAGGGGGGGCUCUCAUCCGAGGCUGUCGUUUAGUUUUCAUUGGUACUGUUUUUUACGUGGCGGGUCCCAAACCCAGCGCACAACCCUACGGAGGGAAUGUUUCGCCUUUUCAUUUUUGCUCGCCUUCAAACGGAUGUUCUUAGGCUACCCAGAGGAUAUUUGCUCAAAGACCGGAAGUCGAGAGCUGCUUGUGUCGUAUGUAAAAAAAAUCGUUUCUGGCCACUCCCAAGUGAAUGGCGAUCAGAGAACUUUCCUCACUUGCGUGAACUUUUACACAUGACUCCAUCCUCCAAUUUUAAAUUCACCGACUUAGAAUUUUCAUAUCACUCCAGAUGAGCCUUAUCACAUAUACCCAAACUCCUUAUUUCAGUCGAGAGAAAUCAAACUUGCUCUAAAGACGAUCUCGAAAGGGGAAGCUCUCUUCUCGUCUAAAAUGCAUUCUUGGGCGCCAAGAGAUUAAUACGGGCAAAUGGUAGACUACCGAGCUCCAGCCUUAGUUACAAUGAACGACAUCCCAUCACUAUUCCUGAGAAAUCCCGUUUUACUUCUUUAUUUCUAGUAUAUCUCCAUCAGCUUACACUGCAUGGUGAGCAUCGCUUGAUGCAACAAAUGGUCCGACAAGAAUUUUACAUACCGCGACUAAAGCCACGAAUCAAAUAGGCGAUUUUCAUGUGUAAACAAUGCACUAUGUACAAACACGAAAUGCGUUGAUCUGCGCACGCUCUACCACCUGAACGAUAAAAUUAUGAUCUACCUUUUACCAUUACUGUUGUCGAUUUUGCGGGACCUUUCCACAUAAGGACCUCAGUGUUAAGGUCUUCCUCAUUUAGAAAAGGGUAUGUGGCUGUCUUUGUAUGUUUUACGACAAAGGCAAUACACAUCGAGCUUUGUUCAGAUCUGACAAGUGCGGCUUUUCUCGGAGCAUUUGCACGCUUUGUCAGACGACGCGAAUUUCCUUCAAAGAUUAUGAGCGACAAUGGAAAAUCGGAGCUCAAAGAGCCACAGAGGAAAUGUUUAUAAAUUUCAUGAAAUAAGUCUCCUUUGAAUUUGUUAAAAAGUAUGCACCUCAAGGGAUCGAUUGGCAGUUUAUACCUCCAUGUUCUCUACACAUGGUCGGACUUUAGCAACCAGCAAUAAAAAGCUUUAAGCCCCAUUAAAAGAAAACGGCAGGUAUUCACAAAUUCAUUUAUGAGGAGUUUACUACACUACUCGUAUCGAAGCCAUACUAAAUUCACGACUCAUCUCGCCAACCGAAUGGCGUUUAGGCUCCAUUGAAAAGGUCCGUCGGGGCGAUGGUCACAUUAGAUUAGUAGAUGUCCGAACACAAACUGGCAUACUCGACCAUUGGUAAUAUUGUGUUUCCUUCCAAACACUGACCAAGCGAUAACACAAGCGCCGCGAAAUCAAACGCAUAAAUAUAAUCAAAACUGGGAUUGCUGCGCCUAGAGCAUCACCUUCACCCAUCGCCGCUCCAAGGACAUGAAGAGUCUUGAGUCCGCCAAGCUAAGCAUCUGCUGCAGCACAUUAGGAUGCAAACGAGUAUAAAUUUGAAGAGAAUUUGCCUCCACUAUGCAGCUUAUGCCAUCGACCAGGCGUUCUGAAGAGGUGCACCAUCUUUAAAAGUAUGAAGCACGCUCAACACCUUAAAUCGCCAGAGCACACGACCAUUGCAUGAAUUGCUUGGCAGACACCCACACCAUAUUUUAAUGCCUAACGGGUCAUGCCAAUAUUGUCAACACCCUCAUCUUAUCCUGUUUCACCGAUUCUCCCGCCGAGUCACAAAAAGUAGCAGGCACAGACAACACGGAGAUCCCGUCCAGCGCUGGAUUGUUCACCACUCCAGGCACACCAGAGAUGAUGAUCUCUUGAUCUUGCGAUACUUUGAUACAUUAAACAUACCACAACAUCACACGACCCAAUGCAACGUAACAUAUCUACCACACAACCACAACCACACAUCAUACCAAUAACCAACCACAUUACACAUCAACGAUUCGUUCCUCCACCACCUACAAGCAAUAGAAAAGGAUUAGUCAGAUCAGAAUGGGUCUCCCUUUUCAAUGUACGCAUUACCUCACAUGCCGUUGGUACGUGCGUUAAAGUAGCGUUGCUAAAUAAUGUUCCUUUUAUCGAUAUACAUAUGUUUGAAGCUGCAUCCACUUAAAGUGUUAGGAAUAAGUGAAAUCUGAAGUUUUAACAAAAAGAACAUUUUGUACAAAUACAAAAAUAAUAUUUUAGAAUUUAAAAAUACGAGGGCUGCUAUAUAUAUUUCUAGCCUAAUAAUGAAAAUAGGAAUAUUUAUCAACGAAAUUGUUAUUGUUUUUCAAAAUAUUCUCCAUCAAGAUUUAUACACUUUUGCAUGCGCUCAAACCAAUUUUCGAAGCACCUUUUCCACUCCGAUUGAGACACCUCCAAAACAUGGUUUUUGAAUGCUUCAACUGCAUCUUCUGGCGUCGAAAAUCGUUGGCCACGCAUUAUUUUCUUGAUGUGUGGGAAUAAAAAGAAGUCAUUAGGUGCCAAGUCAGGGCUCUACGGCAGAUGACCCAUCAAUUCGACGUUUUGGCCGGUCAAAAAGGCGCUGGUUUGAGCCGAUGUGUGAGAGCUCGCAUUGUCAUGGUGCACAAUGAUUCGUCUUCUCUUGUUCGUUUUUCGAAUUUUUCCGAAGACUUCAGGCAAACAAAUGGUGGUGUACCACUCAGAAUUGACCGUCCUACGUUGCUCAAGCGGAACAGUCGCCGGAGACCAGUUUUGCCGAAGAAACAGGCGACCAUUUGCUUCGAAGUGCUUCUUCCACGAACAACUUUCGUUGGAUUUGGCUCGUCUUGGAAGACCCACACGGUCGAUUGCUGUUUUGUUUCGGGCUCAUACGCAUAGAUCCAUGAUUCGUCACCUGUAACGAUCUUAUAAACGUCUUUUGAAGCACCGCGAUCGUAUUUUUUCAGCAUUUCUUUACACCAAUUCACACGAGCCUUUUUUUGAGCGAUUGUCAAAUUGUGCGGGAUCCAACGAGAACAAACCUUUUUUAAGGCCAGGUGUUCAUGCAAUAUCGAAUGUAUGCUGGUGGGAGAAACGCAUAGGCAUGCCUCUAUCUGAAGCUAUGUUACAUGACGGUCUUGCAUUAUCAGUUCACGGACGGCAUCGAUGUUUUCUGGCACAACGGCUGUUUUUGGACGACCUUCACGGAAUUCGUCUUUGAGCGAGCGUCGGUCACGAUUGAAUUCGUUGUACUAGUUUUUCACAGUGCUAUAGGAUGGUGUUUCAUAGCCAUACAAAGAUAUUAGUUCAUCGAUGCACUCUUGCCGUGAUAAUCCAUUUUUUGGCCGAGAUGAAUUUUUUAAUUCCCUGUAAAUAAAACAAUUCACGAUUAAAUGACAAAACGUUCUGAGUGAUGUUAUGCUAAAAAAUGUCAAACUUUCCAAUGGAAAUUUCAGAUUGCACCUGGCAACACUUAGUGUUGCCUAGGCCAGAAAUAUAUAUAGCAGCCCUCGUAUAAUUAUUCAUUAUUGAAAGUGUAACAUAGUCAUUUCUUUAUUUUCGGAAAUUUUGCAUAUUGUGUUUAUAUUCAACAUUGCAAGGUGAAUAUAUUACUGAUAUUAGUGGAAACCAAAAAAAAAUAUGAGUUAUGUGUUUUUUUUUUUUUGGAUAGGUGUGGUUUUUUCGACUCAUUCGUCCAAAUAACUGACUAUCAUUAAGACGUCUUCGCACAAGUCUACUGGAUACGUUAAGCCCAAAUUCGUUGUUUAUUUCCGCCAUAAUCUCUCGGUAUGAUUUAACAAGAUCAACCUUGCUUUUUCUGAUGAUGACUCUAUUAACAAGUUCCGUUGUUUUACGCCCAAGAGCUUUGUGGAUUUUUUUUUGAGCAAAUUCGGAUCACUUUUAUCAAAAUGUAUGGCGUUGUAUACCAUUUUCAUCGAACAACUCAUAAUUUCAGCAUUAUUUAUUGGUUUUUUGUCUUUCCUGUGAAGGUCAAAAAUUAUUCAGGGGUGUUGUGGAAUCUGAUAGUUGUCAGAAUCAGAAUUGAAACCGAUCAAAAAAAGUGGUAGGUGUCAUGAAUUCAGAUAUUAUUGGUUUGAUGUUCGAAACAGAAUUUGUAUCGGUUUUGGGUGUCAUCGGUUUUGCUAUCAGAAAUAAAACAAGAAGAUAAUCCAACAGAUUUGAAUAUUCAGUAUACAUUUCUAUGUGUUGUUAGACGGUUGAAGAAAUGGAAAACAUAAGAACAGAACGCAAAAUACGAUCAUAAUUGAAUUUAUGGAAAAAAAUACAGAUAUCAUAAGAGGAUUUACGAAACGAAAUAAAACGACAAUAGAUUCGUUAUGGCAGGAAUUAACUGAAUCCCUCAAUGCUGCAGGUUCUCCACACAAAGAUGUAAACGGGUGGAAAAAGGUUAUAACUGAGUGGAAGAGUGAAAUCAAAAGAAAAUUAGCACACAACAAAAUUGAGAGUCGAGCAACAGGAGGUGGCCCAUUUUCAAAAUAUCAGCUCUCUCCAAACAAGGAAACUAUUGUGCGUCUUUGUGGCAUUUCUCAAACUAUAGAAGGCAUACCAGGCGUUUCUCUUGGCACCCAACCCGUAAAUAAUAAUUUAAAUAUAACAAUUUGUCUUCCUCAUCACUAGAGCAACCAAAUAUAAACUUAAGUUAUAAUGCAUCCAAUAGACAAAAAGAUGCCGACGAUGUACCCUCCACGUCACAAGGGCAAUCCGAAAUAAAUGCUAGUGUACCUAGAAGGAAAAAAUUAGAGAGUACAGAAGAUCGCUUAAAAAGAUUUUUAGAUGAGGAAGAUAAAAAAAUGGAGAUAUAUUGAAAAAAUUUGAUCAGAUAAUAGAACUGCAAUCUAAAAAUGCUAGCAGCUUGAGACGUAUAUACCACGCAAUAGAGAAUAAUAAUAAAACUGUUGGAAGAACUAUUACUGAAUUAAAAGAUGAGUUUCUCAAUUUGGACCCUGGUCAUUUGGUCCGCAGCACGGAUUUGCUCGUAUAACUAGAUGGAAUUUGGAGCGAUCUCCAGAACGUUUACACAAUGGUGAUAUUGAAGCCAUUUUCUCUUUGACGGACAACGAAUUCACUCGUUCUAUGUGGAAUUAUCAUGUCUUUCUAUAGGCGCGAAGGACCAUGUAUUUUUCGAUUAGUUUCCUCGCACUCACCGUUCGGAAUUACAAGAAAAAAAGGCAACACACAAUUCCGCCAAAAAUCUCACAAAAUGUAUUUUAUUAAACUUUAUGUAUACUACAAAUUAACUUUCAAAAGUCUCAAAAUGUAUUUCACAAAUUUUAUGUAUAAUACAAAUUAACUUUGCUCGAAUUGUAAAAUUGGAUGUUGGCACAAUAUUAAAAGUUGGCACUCGGGGUGAACAGCACGGCACGACGAACUUGUUUCUCCGCCCUUUUUGUUCUCUUUUGGUUGUGGUGAAAAAUGCAGUAGUAAUGUAGUUAUGUGUGAUGUAGAUUGUAGGUGGUGUAGAGAUGAGUGUGAAUGAAGCGUGCUAGUGACGUAUAUUUUAAUGCGGUGAGUGUAGAGUGUUCUGGAUGCGUGAUUAUUGUUGUCGUUAGGUGCUCCGUGUUGGUUAUGUGUUGUGUGGGGCAGGAAACUGAAGCUCAUUUAGCCACCGUUCAAUCCAUGGUUGUAUGCUUCUAAUAAGCAUGUGCGUCCAUCUCCCUGUAGUUGCUUCGUUCCAUCGUUUCUUCUCUUCCUUUAAGCUCCUUUGUCUUUCCUGCUUUCUCUCUCUUUCUUCGUUAAGAGAGCGCCAGUGCUUUUCGUUUUAUUGAAUAAUCGCUUAAUUUCCAUGGCCAUUAUGUCUGGGUCUGAUAUGACUCCAGCCGCCUGAUGUGAUAGUGUGCGGUAGGCACAUGCAACUCUUAUUGCGUUCAGUCGGACUAUUGAGUUCGCCUUUUCUGCGUAUGUUUUCUGCUGCAGCGCUAUCCCCCAUAUGGGCGCAGCUUACAUACGUAUAGACUGACUAACUUUGGCCAGCAGUAAUCGUCUAUUCUGCCUUGGUCCACCAAUGUUAGCCAUUAUCCUCGUUAGCGCCCCGUCACCCUUGAGACUUUUUCACAGGCUUUGUCUAUAUGCGUCUUGUAACUUAAUCUCGAGUCUAUCAUCACUCCUAGAUACCUCUAAAAUUGCUGUGUCGUGUUGGUAUAUCCGUCAAUAUUGAGUGUGGCGACCUCUAGUUUCUUCCUGUUUGUGGUUAGUACUGCUUUUGUCUUUUGGCCAGUUAGUUGAAGCUUUGUCACCAUAAGCCAUUCUUUAAUUUUUGUCGCUGUAUGAUUGCACAAACGCUCUAUUUCGUGUAUUUCUUUCGCUACCAUAGUCACCGCGAUGUUAUCCGCGUAUCCGAUUAUUUGCACCUCCUUGAGUAAUGGGAGGCGCAGCACUCCAUCAUAUAAGAUAUUCCACAAAACUGGGCUUAGGACUGAGCCUUGUGAAACUCCACCCGUCACCAUAUAGCUUUGUGUUCCUUCGUCUGUGUCGUAUAGUCGAACUCUGUCCGACAGGUAGUUGGAGAUGAUCUUCAGCAAAUAGAGUGGUGUUUUCUUUAAUUGAAGAGCUCUUAUUAUACAAGUACGAGGCCAAUAGGCUGAAUUAAAGGCAUUCUUAACAUCGAAUGUGAUUACCAUCCAUCUAGUUCCUUCUAUAGCUUACUUGCGACGUCGGCAAGUUUUUUAACUGCGUCAAUUGUUGACCUGUGUCUGCGGAAUCCAAAUUGGUUAUCGGCCCGAUGGCUCUCUUUCGAGAUGUUGCUCAAGGUGUACGCUUAUUAUUCGUUCGAGUAUUUUCUCCACCGUGUGAAGCAUGCACAGUGGUCGGUACGAGUUUGGUUCUCCAGGCGGUUUAUUUGGUUUUUGUAUUGGAAAUAUGCCCUCUGGUAGGCACUUUGCGAACGGAUCAGUGUUGUGUUUAAUCGCGAUCUUUAGGGCCUUGUUAGGAACACCGUCCAGCCAUGAUGCCUUCUUGUUGGCGAACCGUUCUGCAAGUCAUGUCGUGUCGCUCUCUAUGUGUUCACCACCUUAAUGUAAAAUGUGUAACGUAAACAUCUUUGGAUAUUUAAGUGCUUAUUAUAUUGGAAUGCAUAUACAUAUGUGUUUGAAUAUGUAAAUUAAAUAAAAGAUAUUUAUUUUUAUGUCCGGACCCGAACACUACGAAAUGGAGACUGUAUUUACAAAAUUUAAUUUCUUUAUGCUUCAGCUUUACGCGUUUCUUAGGCUUACUCAUCCAAAGACGCACUUGCUUUCAGUAAGUGCAAUAUGCUAAGUCACUUUAGCGCGUGUGGUUCAAAUUACUGUGCUGAUUUCUCGAAUUGGAUUCAGCUAUUUUAUAAAAUAUUGAAAAGUUUAAUUUACUGAAAAGAUUCCCGGAAUCUGCUUAUUAUUAAAACUUUAUUAAUUUAUAAUGUAUUACUCCGCCCUUAAAUUCGAGCAUCUUUGUUCGAAGGAGCAGAUUUUUGUAAAUAUUUUAUCCCGAUUUCUAUUGUGUCUUGUUUUGUUUAUUUUAAGUUUAUUUUGCUUAAGUUUACUUAGACAUUAUAAUCAAUAUAGAUGUUACAUUAAUAAUAAAGUAAAUAUAUGUAAUUGUGUCUCCUUAACAAUGACAUUUCUUCAGUCUCAUUUGACUGAAAUUCUUUAACUGAUUUCAAAGAUAAAAUUUCUACUAUCUUGCUAUGCAUUGCCAUUGGUUGCAAUAUUGCUGGCAAUGGCUUAUUUUCUGUUAUUUCUUUUGAAAAAUACCUUUUGUUUUCUAUCUCAUUGUUUGAUCAAAUAUGAUCCAUUUAAUUUUAUAUUUUCAUUUUUAAAUUUUACAUACCCAUAAAAAUCAUUUCAAAAUAUUAUAUCAUUUGUUAUGUCUUCGAUGUUUUCAACAUGUUGGUUAUUUAAUUUUGUGAAGUUGUCGACUUUACUUUUUAACAGAUUGUGCAAUGCUGGUGUCAUUCGAAAUUUCAACCACUACAUUUCUUGGACAAAUAGACAAAUUAUUAUAAGAUUUGCAAUAUUUAAUUUUUCAUAAAUUUAAUUUUCACAUAAUAGAAUUAUUUUGUACUCAAUUUUAUUUAUUAAUUUUCUUUUUUUAUCGCUUUUACUUUUAAUGCUCUACAAUCGUUUUUUUCGGUUGUAGACAGAAAUUUUAAUUUUGGCUUCGUCUACGUUUAUUGUUGUAAUAUAUUUGCCACUAAUGUAUUGUUACAAAAAGUAGUAUUAAGUUUUAUUUGUAUUGCUAUAUGCAUCCCUGAUUAUGAACAAUAGCUGUAGGUAUAUGGAAUAGCAUUUGUCUUGUUGUAGACAUCUGGCGCCACGGCUGUCUGCUUGUCGAAACAAUAGACAUCUGGCGCCGCACUGUCUGCUUGUCUAGGUAAACAAUUGCUGAGUCUGGCGCCGCGACUGUCUGCUUACGUCUGGCGCCGUAUAGCCGUAUGUUCUGGUAAUUUCCAGACGCGAUAUUCUAGAAGGACACGUCGGCAUCAGCGAGAAGUGCGUGGCUAUAUAAGCCGUGGCAGCGCCAACGUAAUCAAUCAGUGCUAAGAGUAAACUGCUAUAGUGUAGACGAGUUGUGAAAUAAAGAGUUGUUGAAUUAAAUUAAACAGUGUUGAUUUUAUUUGUCAAUCCAGAGAUACGAACCUAACAAAGUAAACUAGCAAGAGUAAAUUCGUAACAGUAUUAAAGAGAGCUACAUAUAAUAUUUGUUAUAACUGUACUUGAAACUGAAGCCAACUCUCUCAGUUAUAUUCAUGAAUUCCUUUUGUACCAUUUGUCAUUCGCAAACAAAUGUUCAAGAAAACAAGUAAAGAAGGGCUAAGUUCGGGUGUCACUGAAUAUUUUAUACUCUCGCAUGAUAAAGUGAUAAUCGAGAUUUCAUUAUCCGUCAUUUGCAUAUUUUUUUAUUUUGCUGUAAAAUUAAUUAGAUUAGUAGUUCCUGAGAUAUGGUUUUUGUCCAUAAGUGGGCGCGCCACGCCCAUUUUCAAUUUUUAAAAUAAGCCUGGGUGCAGCUUCCUUCUGCCAUUUCUUCCGUAAAAUUUAGUGUUUCUGAAAUUUUUUGUUAAUCGGUUAACGCACUUUUAGUGAUUUUCAACAUAACCUUUGUAUGGGAGGUGGACGUGGUUAUUAUCCGAUUUCUUCCAUUUUUGAACUGUAUAUGGAAAUGCCUGAAAGAAACGACUCUAUAGAGUUUGGUUGACAUAGCUAUGGUAGUUUCCGAGAUAUUAGUAGGGGGCGGGGUCACGCCCACUUUUUCAAAAAAAUUACGUCCAAAUAUGAGCCUCCCUAAUGCUAUCCUUUGUGCCAAAUUUCACUUUAAUAUCUUUAUUUAUGGCUUAGUUAUGACACUUUAUAGGUUUUUGGUUUUCGCCAUUUUGUGGGCGUGGCAGUGGUGUGAUUUUGCCAAUCUUCGAAUUUAACCUUCUUAUGGAGCCAAGAAAUACGUGUACCAAGUUUACUCAAGUUACAGCUUGCAUGGACGGACGGACAGACAGACAUCCGGAUUUCAACUCUACUCGUCACCCUGAUCACUUUGGUAUAUAUAACCCCAUAUCUGACUCUUUUAGUUUGAGAACUUACAAACAGCCGUUAUGUGAACAAAACUAUAAUACUCUCCUUAGCAACUUUGUUGCGAGAGUAUAAUAAGACGUGUUGCUCUGCUACCAUUGUAUUCAGUUCCUCUAAACCGGCUGCGAAAUUAGACUAAAAUUACUUUUUCUACAGGUUAUGGGCCCAGGCCAUACCAAAAGAGGUACUGAAGUGAUUAAGUAAAAAAAAAAAAAAUAAAUAAAAUAAUAGUGGCCCUGCAAGAAAAGUGACACUAUUUCGACAGUUGUUGUCAUUAAGGCAGAAGGUGAUAUAAUUUCAAAUCACAUAACUGAGUUUUUCGAAGUUCAGGAGAGGUUGUCUGAAAUAGGUGUCAACCUUCCUGAUGAAGUGGCAGCCAUAAUUUUGUUGGCAAGUUUACCAAAAUUGUUUGAAAAUUUUGUAGUGGUCAUUGAAUCACGUGACACAUUGCCUACAUUGAAUGUACUUAAGCUAAAAUUGCUUGAAGAGGAUGCAAGACGUAACGGCGAAAAAUCCGUUAAUUCCGAGUCACACCACGCGUUAGUUGCGAGAGCGAAGUUCCAUAGAAAUCCUAACGGGAAUAUCAAAGUAGGCAGCGACGGUAGCAGCAGCGCAGAAGUUCAAUCGUCAAGAAGUAGCGAACAAAAAAGGCAACGAGGAAGAUGUUACAAUUGCGGAAGAUUUGGGCAUUUUGCUGCACACUGUAGAGAACCGCGAAAAGAGCAACGAGUAGAACGGCAAGUGAAGAAUAAAUCGUUAGCUAUUCUCGCUUCUGCUUCUCCCUUCAAAAUACGUCAUGGCGUUUGGUGUAUAGACAGCGGGGCAACAGCACAUCUCUGUUUUGAUCGUUCGUUAUUUGUAUCAUACAAGGAGAGAACUGAGAAAAUAGAACUCGAUGGUGAAAAAUACGUAGAAGCAGAAAGAGUUGGUGAAGUGCAGAUUAAAAGUGGUAAUUUUUUGUUAAAGUUAAAAAACGUUUUAUAUGUGCCUCAGUUGCGAUGCAAUUUUAUUUCUGUAAGCAAAGCUUGCGAACGUGGAUAUAGUGUUGUAUUCGAAGAAAAACAAACUUUGGUGAAAGACAGAAACGGAGAAAUUAUAAUAAGAGCGCAAGAAGAAGGUGGUUUGUUUGUAGUGUAUUUAAAAACGAACAGGUGCAUGCUCACAAAUAUGUAGCAGAAACAGUGAAGCAAGUGUGUGGCACAAUCGUUACGGGUAUUUAAAUUAUGACAGUUUAAACGUAAUUGUUAACAAAAAAUUGGUAUAUGGACUAAAAUUGAAUACGUUAACAAAAAACAUUGAUUGUGCAACGUGCGCUAAAAGUAAAAUUUGUGUAAAACCGUUUGCUCGCGUUUCUCAAAAUCGUUCUAACGAAGUAUUGCUAAUUGUGCACUCAGAUGUAUGCGGGUCAAUGAAUAAAAACUCAAUUGGUGGCGCCAAAUACUUUGUGACAUUUAUUGAUGACAAGUUGCGAUACGUGAGUGUAUAUUUUUAUACCCUGAACAGGGUAUAUUAACUUUGUCACGAUGUUUGUAACACCCAAAAGGAAGCGUCGGAGACCCUAUAAAGUAUAUAUAUAAAUGAUCAGUAUGUUGAGCUGAGUCGAUUUAGCCAUGUCCGUCUGUCUGUCCGUCCGUCUGUCUGUAUAUAUACGAACUAGUCCCUCAGUUUUUAAGAUAUCGUUUUAAUUUUGCAAACGUCAUUUUCUCUUCAAGAAGCUGCUCAUUUGUCGGAACGGCCCAUAUCGGACCACUAUAACAUAUAGCUGCCAUACAAACUGAACGAUCGGAAUCAAAUGCUUGUAUGAAAACUUUCACAUUUGACAAGAUAUAUUCACGAAAUUUGGUGUAUAUUAUUUUCUAAAGCAACAAUGUAAUCUCCGAAGAAAUUGUUCAGAUCGGUUAACUAUAGCAUAUAGCUGCUAUACAAACUGAACGAUCGGAAUCAAGUUCUUGUAUGGACAACUUUCACAUUUGACCAGAUGUAUUCACGAAAUUUGAUACAUAAUAUUUCCUAAAGCAACAAUGUAAUCUCCGAAGAAAUUGCUCAGAUCGGUUAACUAUAGCAUAUAGCUUCCAUACAAACUGAACACAUAGUUACUAACAGAAAUGCACCUGUGAAGGGUAUUUAGCUUCGGUGCAACCGAAGUUAACGUUUUUUCUUGUUUUUAUUUACAAAAAUUAGUAUUUCCAAAGAAAUAGCUGGUGUAGCGAAAAUGAUUAAGAUAACUGAUACAAAUCGAUGCGCUCUUAUCUGUUUCUCUUUUGUGACUGGACUCCUGGUUUAAAAUCAAAAAGUGAAGUUUUUGCAACAUUUAAGACUUAUAAAGAAAUGAGUGAAAAACAGACUGAUAAGAAAAUAAAAAUUUUGAGAAGCGAUAAUGGUAGGGAAUACCUAAGUGAUGAAUUCGAAAAAUAUUUGUGUGAAUAUGGUAUUCGGCGGCAAUUGAUAGUGCCGCAUACACCACUACAAAAUGGUGUGGCAGAGCGUGCCAACCGCACGUUGGUUGAGAUGGCACGCAGUAUGAUUGUGCAUAGUGGGUUAGACGAGUCUUUCUGGGCAGAGGCAGUGUCAACAGCGGCAUAUCUCCGCAAUAGAGCUACAACAAAAACACUCGUCGAUAAUACGCCCUAUGAAGAGUUUGUUGGUAGGAAACCAAGUGUUGCACAUUUAAGAGUAUUUGGUUCGCUGGCGAUUGCCUUAAAUAAAACAAUUUCAAAAAAGUAUCGUGCCAAGGGAAAAUUAAUGAUAAUGGUUGGUUAUUCAGAUAUGGCUAAAGCGUAUAGGUUGAUGGAUCCAGAUACACGUAAGGUGAUAGUGAGCAGAGACGUUAUAUUUUUAGAAGAUAAAUAUAUAGGCAGUAAUGAAACCAGUCAUGACAUUGUUGAGUUUGAUGUUGGGGAAAUUUUGCCAGAUGCAGACGAAGCGAGCAGCAGUAAUGAAAUCGGCGAGGAUGAGCAAAGCGAAUAUAACGUUGAAGUAAGCAGCAAUAAGGGGUCAAUAACGUAUGGUCGGGGUAGACCUAGAGUAGUUCGCAGUGGUAAUCGUGGCCGUCCUCAAAAAGAGCGACAUGCAUUGAAUUUCACCAAAAACAUCGACGUCAAGAUCCCACAAUCAGUGAAUGAGGCGCUUAAUGAUGACUACGCGAAACAUUGGCAGGCAUCUAUGCAGAAGGAGUACGAUGCAUUGGUCAAGAACAAAACUUGGUCAUUAGUAGAGUUACCAUCAAACGAGAAGGCAAUCAAUUGCUAGUGGGUUUUCAAUAUCAAGCGGAACGCAGAUGGCAGUGUUGAGCGAUUCAAAAGUCGUUUAGAGGCGAAAGGUUGUAGUCAACAGUAUGGUAUAAAUUUCACCGAAACGUUCUCUCCAGUUGUAAGGUAUGCGACAGUGCGUAUGUUGUUAGCACUAGCAUGCGAGUAUAAGCUACAUUUGCAUCAAAUGGACGUAUCAACGGCUUAUUUAAAUAGCGAUUUACACGAAGUAGUCUACAUGAAGCAACCUGAAGGCUUUGUAGAUAAGAAGUUUCCUCAGCGGGUUUUAAAAUUAAAUAAAGCCCUAUAUGGUCUAAAACAAAGCGGCCGUGAGUGGAAUAUCAAGCUUGAUGAAGUCCUGAAGUCAUUCGGGUUUACACCGUCCAUCAGUGAUCCUUGUGUUUACACACGAAAUGUUAAUGGAAACUAUAAUAUAAUCAUGGUCUAUGUUGAUGAUUUAAUUAUAGGUUGCUCGAAGCUGGAUGAAGUUGUUACGAUUAAAGAGCAAAUUUCUAGCGUGUUUGACGUAGUGGAUGGCGGUCUGCUCAGGUAUUUCCUUGGCAUGGAAAUUUAGCGCGAAGGUGAGACGGGAGCGAUCACGACAUGUCAAAAAAAAUACAUCACCGAACUGCUUUCUCAGCAUAAGAUGCAAGAUUGCAAGGCUGCAGUUACUCCGUUGGUUGCUGGUUUUCAAGUAAGCUGUAAUAGUUUAGACUGCAGGCGCGUAAAUUCAAACAAUUACCAGUCAUUGAUCGGAAGUUUAAUGUACCUGGCUGUAUCCACAAGACCAGACAUCCUGCACUCUGUAUGUUAGUUAUCACAGCGGAAUAUAGAACCGCAUUCUGAGCACGAGGCUGGUGCAAAACAUAUUUUGCGUUAUUUAAAAGGGACAAUCGAUUUGAAACUCCACUACAAAUGGACGGGUGAAGCAAUUAAGUGCUAUGUUGAUGCCGAUUGGAGUUCCGAUGCAGGCGACAGGAAGUCAUACACCGGCAGUGCAUUUAUAGCAGCAGGCAGCGUUUUUUCGUGAGAAUCAAAGAAGCAAAGUGUUAUAGCGUUAAGCAGCACUGAGGCAGAAAAUAUUGUUUUGUCAACAGCCGCAAAAUUAACUAAUGAAAUGGGCUUUCGAGUCAUUGAGCCUACUGUUAUCAAUAGCGAUAAUCAGGGUGACAUGCAUUUAGUUAAGAAUCCAGUUUACCAUGCUAGUUGUAAACAUAUUGACUUAAAGUAUCAUCAUGUUCGAGACAUGUAUAAAAACAAUGAAAUUAAUUUGAAUUAUAUUUGUACAGAAGAAAUGUUUUCAGAUAUCUUUACAAAGAAUUUGCAAAAAACUAAACAUUGUAAAUUUCGAAAUAAUAUGGGCUUAUAUUAAAUUAAUUAAAUGAAAUAUAUAUAGAGAAGGAGUGUUGUAAUAUAUUUGCCACUAAUGUAUUAAAGAGAGCUACAUAUAAUAUUUGUUAUAACUGUACUUGAAACUGAAGCCAACUCUGUCAGUUAUAUUUAUGAAUUUCUUUUGUACAAUUUGUCAUUCGCAAAUAAAUGUUCAAGAAAAUUAGAAGUGUUGCUAUGCUACCAUUGUAUUCAGUUCCUCUAAACCGGCUGCGAAAUUAGACAAAAACUACUUUUUCUACAUUUGUAAAUGGUAUAUUUCUAAUAAAAAUUAUUAAUAAUUUCGAUUUCUUUGUCUGAUAAAAUAUAGGAACUUAUUUUAUUCGAUUUUGCCCAAUGGCUAUAUUAAUUAAUUAAUCUUCUUCAUCAGUAGUAUAAUGUGAUAUAGUAGUUAUAUGUCUGUGGUAUGUCGGAAAGGGUAUUUUGAAUUCGUAAGAAUUCUUUUGACUUGGUUUUUAAAUACGUUGAUAGGCACCUCCGCUGGUGGUAUCAGAUUGCGUCCUGAACUUUCAUCGGAGUGCGUUACUACUCUUAAGGUAUGGUAAAAGCAACGUUUUUUCAAUAUUUUUUUUUCCACACAAAUUUUUAUUUGAGAGUUCAGGUUUUCCAUAUGUUAUUCUAGAUGUAAUAUACUAUAGAGAAAUUUUUUUUUCCUCAAUUUUUCUUGAUAUCCGGUAGAGAUGUGGGUGACCGGAAGAUGCGAUCUUUAAAAGUGGUGGAUUUCUCCAUUGUGUAUGAUAUGAAACGAACGAGAUAAAUCUUAUUUUAGAGUACGCAUUAGGUUGUCAAAUAUCUCCUUUCUGCCUUUUUGUUUUUUAAAUUUCCCGGCUAUGUAUAAAGCGUUACAGAGCUCGUAUCUGGCAAUACUAUACAUCGUUUAAAAGGUCUUGACAUAACCUAUAAAACGACGAUAUGCAUGAUUAGUUUUGAUAUUGCGUCCAACAGAUAUUGCGUUUACAGACGUGUAAACAUGGAGCCCACUAACUCCGAAAUUCGCGCUAUUUUAAAGUUUUCCUUCGUUAAAGGUGAAUCCGCUAGAGAAACGUUCGGUGAGAUAAAAUGUUGUUUAGGGUGAUGGUACUCUAUUACUUCGAACUACGGACGAAUGGUUUCUUCAGAGCGGUUGAAAACGACACCAUGGAUAAGCCACCCGGCGGAAGACCUGUGACGACGAAUACCGAUCAAAUCAUGGAAAACAUCGUGUUAGACCGGCAUUUGGCAUCUCGUGACAUCGCCCAGAAGAUGGAAGUUAGUCACCAAACCAUUUUAAACCAUCUGCAGAAAGCUAGAUACACAAAAAAGCUUGAUGUUUGGGUGACGCAUGAUUUGACGCAGAAAAAACUUCUGGAACAAAUCAAUGCUGCUGAACAGAGCUCGACCCUUUUUUGAAGCGGAUGGCGACUGGCGACGAAAAAUGGACAUACGGCAAUAUCAAGCGAAAACGGUCGUGGUCGAAGACCGGUGAAUCGUCCCAAACAGUGCCCAAGCCGGGAUUGACGGCCAAGAAGGUUUCGCUGUGUAUUUGGUGGGAUUGGAAGGGAAUCAUCCACUAUGAGCUGCUCCCAUACGGCCAGACGCUUAAUUCUUCGACCAGAAGUGUCCAGAUUUGGCCAACAGGAAGGGUGUAGUGUUCCACCAGGACAACGCCAGACCACACACUUCGUUUAUGGCUCGUCAGAAGUUACGGGAGCUCGGAUGGAAGGUUUUAUCGCAUUCACCAUAAGCCCGGAUAUAGCGCCAAGUGAUUACCACCUGUUCCUGUCCAUGGCGAACGCCCUUGUGGGUGUAAAGUUGAACUCAUAAAAGUCUUGUGAAAAGUGGCUGUCCCAGUUCUUCGCAAAUAAGAAGGGGGCUUCUACGAGGGGGUAUUCUGAAGUUGCCGAUGGAAACAGAUUAACGAACGAAACGGCGCAUAUUUGAACUAAAUCCGAUCACUGUAACACUUUUUAUAAAGCAUUAAAUAAAGAGCAAAAAUGCGGAAGGGAGAUAUUUGACAACCUAAUAUUAAUAGCUAUCUAAUGAUCUUCGACUGAAACAUUUCAUUGAUAAAUAAAAGUAUAGUGCAACUUUUAAUUUUUUUUCGCCUGUUUUUUUUUGUUACUAAUUGUGUCAUAAUGUUGUCAAAUAUCUAUUAACAAUGAUCAUUAUCGGUCAUUAGGUAGAGAAAAACACGUUUCGAGAAAAACACGUUUCGAGAAAAACGUGUUUAAAGAUCCAAAUGUGCGGUUCGAGAACACGACACCUUGCGGCGGAUCUCAUUUUUAAAAACUUUCCGUUGCCAUCUGAGUCAAAGGAAGCUUUCUACAUUAUUAUUAAGAGUUUAAAGUAAUCAAAACAGUAAAAAAAUUCAUUGUUUUGAAAAAUUUUUACCAUACUAUCCCCUUAAAGAGUUGAGUUAGGGGAGUCGAGAUAAGCAGUCAGCUACUUUGUUAGUUUUGCCUGGUUUGUAUCUGAAAAGUGAUUGGCUUUCCGUUCUGCUUCGUGUUUCAAAGCAUCAAUUGAAAUUCUUUCUGAUAGUUGGGAUAGGUUAGUGUUACUUCUCUUGAAACGAAUGCACUUUUUUAGUUUAUCGAAUGUUUUUCUAGCUGCGCCGUCUAGCUUAAUGAUUUUCUUGUUUGUUUCAGUUUUUGAUAUUCUCUCUUAUAAAUUGUCUAUAGUAUCCGUAGAGUCCUAAAAAUGAUCUUAAGUCUUUUAAAGUCUUUGUGUAUGGAAAGUCGAAUAUUGAUCGUACUUUGAUAGGGUUUGUAUUAAUUUCGCCUAAAAAUACUAUAAAUCCUAAAAAUGCGUGAGCAUGCGUUUUUCAUCUUUACUUAAUAUGAUUAUAUCGUCGAUAUAAACAUAACAGGAUUUAUAUUUUUUAUUUUUGCCAAGUUGUGCCAAAACCUAAUUUUUAUCAGGGAUUGGGUAACGAUCGGCUAUUGUGAUUGAGUAAAGCUUUCUAUUACUAGCCUGCUUUUUUUCCGUGGAUGCAUCCUUUUUUUUUGCAACGAUCCAAAUGGGGGAAUUAUAUGGGGAAUGGGAAGGCUUUAUGAUUCCAUCGUCCAGUAAUAUUUGUAUUUGCUUUUCUUCUUGUUUAGAGACAUGGGGUAUCGGAGUUGGUUCUUAUAUUGGCGAUGACUUUUGUACUAUAAGUAAGUUUUUCAUUAAGGUCGGAGAAAAGGUCAAAAUGUUUGUUUAUUAUUUAUUUUAUUGUUUUUUUUUUUGGAAAUUGUUCAUGGUGUUAUCUCUGAUUGCCGUCUUGUGAAAUUAGUGGUUUUAGUUAUAUUUGAUAUGAGUUGGUUAUGGUCUUCAAAUUUUCUUUAGGAUGAAUGAUUGCGGAUAGUUCCUUAAGACUAUCAUUGUCAAGUAUUGCGCGAAAAGAUGUGAGAGAAGGGAGGAAAUAUGACUUUAUAUUUAUAUGUAUUUGGUACAUUAAACAGGGUGGUGUAUGUAUGAUGAGUGAUUUCUAAUCUUCCACCUACUGAAUUUGCGAAAAAGUUCUUGUAAUUUUGGAGUUCCUUUUUAGCCAUAUGUGGGUGUAUGUAGUUUUUGUAGAAGCCUGUGUCCACUGAAAUUUUAAUCAUGUUACCACACUCGUUCGUGUUUGGUGAAGAGGGUAGUAAAAUUUUGGGUUAUGUGUUUGUGGGUAUUGCUGUGAUCUCAUACAUGGGUUUGUGGUGUUAUUAUUGUGGUGCUGAGCAUGUUUUAGUGGGUUUAUAUGAUUGUUGAGCUGAUGGCAGAUAUGUCAACCCCGGGUGAAAUUGAUUCGGUUUAUAUAAUUCCUUGGUGGUAGCGGUGGUUUAAAGUUAUAUUCGUUAAAUCCAUUUUGUUGGUUACCUUGGCUGGUUGCUUUUGAACUUUUUAUCGUGGAAGACCAUUGAGUCCUCUCAGGAAUGUAUCAAGGGCUUUUAUUCUGUAGGAUUCAGUGAGUAAUCGGACGGACUCCUGGUUAACGUCGAUGCAGCCUAUUUUGUUUAAUGUUAAAGAUAAGUGAAAGUAAAUUUUUUGAUAGAAUUAGUCCACUCUUUUUCCACGAACUAAACUCAGAUGGUUUUCUGAUAAAUUUUUUCUGUGUCUUUCGUCAAUGGUUUUGUCUAAUACCGGUAUUUAUUUUGUGUCAAUCCUAAUAAUAUUCUGUUCGGUUGUAAAGCAGGUGCGGGAUCUGGAUUGGGAUUGGAAUCUGAUAGGUUGAUGUUUCCUAUCAUGGGUGGUCUUAUUAAGUUAUCUUGGUUUGCCAUUUCAAAGCUGUAUUUUUAAUAAUUAUUUAUUUGCUUUUUAACAUUUAUUAGAAAGUUUUUUCUUUAUUUUUAAUUAUUUUUUUGAAAUAUAAUAAAUAAAUAUUAUUUUUAUUUUAUAAUUGUCUUGCUUUUCUCUUAUAUUUAAUACAUUAAGUAUAACUUACACUAUAUGAGUGUCCAUCCCGCGGCGUACUGAAAAGAUUCCCGGAAAUACAAAUAAAGCAUCAAUUCAUAUUAAGGUAUACAACUUUGUAGGAAUAGUAUCUGUAAAGUGUGUCACCACAUAACCAAAAAUAGUUCAAAAUCGAACUAAAACUAUUAACCUAUGUAUCGAACAUGUGGACCUCAGUGCCUAUAGUUGAUUUUUUAUAUACUUGAAAUCCAGUUAUAAUCCUCUCCUGAUGAUAGUAUGUCAGAAUGUCAAAAAUGGUCUAAAUCGGGCCAAUGCUUCCAUAUACCUAAUACAAAGAUUAUAGACAUUCAACACAUUUGUUACAUUCAACUACAAAUGUAUGCAUGAUCAUACUAAAAUAUUUGUAGAUAGCAUGAACUUUCCUAAUAUGCACAGAGUAAACUUUAAAUUUUCAAAGUAGAUUAGUGUAGACGACAUUGAUAUACUUGCAGUUUUGCGAAUUAAGAGACAGCGGAUGUUGAAAUGGUUCGAUUUCUUUUCAACAAAGAAUCGUAGAUGUUAAUUCGGUCCAUUAAUUUUUUCACAGACAAUUCAUGUGGUACCCAAACAUCGAGCUUCUUUUUGUAGCCAGCCUAUUUUAAAUGUUUCAAAACCGUUUAAUGAUGAAUCUUAAGGUAGAAUUAGAGGUGCAUAACCAUAUCCAUAUAAAACAGCUGAUUGAACCAAAUUUACGGAGAACAAUGUUUCCAAUUAGAGGUGCGUUACCAUAACAACAUGCCAAUAACCAUAACCAUAGAUAUCAAUUGAAUUUUGAUUUUCGCUGUAACCAUAAAAAGCUGUUUGUUGAUUUUUUGACUUUUCAUUUGAAAUUUCGUUUGCAUUUUGUUUUGUUUGCCUCAUAAUUUUGUAUUGAUAAAGCUUGGAUUGUUUAACGUAAUGCGAUUUUUAAACAGCAAUCAGAUAAUAAUCUAUUAAUCAAAAAGGAUGAUAUUAAAUUAAUAGAAUGUGUGCGGAAUUCGCCAUGCCUAUAUGACAAGAGUCAUGCCGAUUUCUUCGGCAUGGAUUUGUUCCUUGAAUUUAUACAUUGAAGGUACCAUUCACUUCAAAAAAGUAUCAUACAACUUCCUAUUCAUUUUUGUAUGGGCAAACAAUUCUUGUUCAUCCAUAUCUUUUAUUUUAAGGAACGUUUUUUGACAAUAUCCGUUUUGGAACCUAUUACGUUAAUAGGAUGGACACGCCAUCGCCUUGUUCGCUUGAAUUGCUUUUGUUUAGCAUAUAAAGCUGUAAUAUUAAGAAAUAAUUUUUCAAUUUCUUCAUCACUGCUCAUUUUAUUUAGUUUGUUUGGCACUUGUGAAAUGAAAACAAAAAAUUCCGAAUAAAAGAUCAGCUGAUUAUGGUUAUGGCACCAAUAAUCGAUAAUAGUAAAUAUCGUUUCGAUUAUGACAAUGGUUAUGGGUAUGGCGAUAUGUUAUCUUCUUCUUCUUUACUGGCGUAGACACUGCUUACGCGAUUAUAGCCGAGUCAACAACAGCGCGCCAGUCGUUUCUUCUCUUCGCUAUGUGGCGCCAAUUGGAUAUUCCAAGCGAGGCCAGGUCCUUCUCCACUUGGUCCUUCCACCGGAGUGGAGGUCUUCUUCUUCCUCUGCUUCCCGCGGCGGGUACUGCGUCGAAUACUUUCAGAGCUGGAGUGUUUUCAUCCAUCCGGACAACAUGACCUAGCCAGCGUAGCCGCUGUCUUUAAAUUCGCUGAACUAUGUCAAUGUCGUCGUAUAUCUCGUACAGCUCAUCGUUCCAUCGAAUGCGAUAUUCCAACGCGCAAAGGACCAUAAAUAUUUCGCAGAACUUUUCUCUCGAAAACUCGCAACGUCGACUCAUCGGUUGUUGUCAUCGUCCAAGCCUCUGCACCAUAUAGCAGGACGGGAAUUAUGAGCGACUUAUAGAGUUUGGUUUUUGUUCGUCGAGAGAGGACUUUACUUUUCAAUUGCCUACUCAGUCCGAAGUAGCACCCGUUGGCAAGAGUAAUCCUGCGUUGGAUUUCCAGGCUGACAUUGUUGGUGGUGUUUACGCUGGUUCCAAGAUAGACGAAAUUAUCUACAACUUCAAAGUUAUGACUGUCAACAGUGACGUGAGAGCCAAGUCGCGAGUGCGACGACUGUUUGUUUAUUGACAGGAGAUAUUUCGUCUUGCCCUCGUUCACUGCCAGACCCAUUUGCGUUGCUGCCUUGUUCAGUCUGGAAAAAGCAGAACUAACGGCGCGGGUGUUGAGACCGAUGAUAUCAAUAUCAUCGGCAUACGCCAGCAGCUGUACACUCCUAUGAAAGAUUGUACCUGCUCGAUUCAGUUCUGCAGCUCUAAUAAUUUUCUCCAGUAGCAGAUUGAAGAAGUCGCACGAUAGAGAGUCGCCUUGUCUGAAACCUCGUUUGGUAUCGAACGGCUCGGAGAGGUCCUUCCCGAUCCUGACGGAGCUUUUCGUGUUGCUCAACGUCAGUUUACACAGCCGUAUUAGUUUUGCGGGGAUACCAAAUUCAGACAUCGCGGCAUAAAGGUAGCACCUUUUCGUGCUGUCGAAAGCAGCUUUUGAUCGGUGGGCUUUAAUUUUUCACACAAUAUGCUCGAUAGAACCUUGUACGCGAUGUUGAGGAGGCUUAUCCCGCGGUAGUUGGCGCAGAUUGUGGGGUCUCCUUUUUUAUGGAUUGGGCAUAGCACACUUAAAUUCCAAUCGUUGGGCAUGCUUUCAUCCGACCAUAUUUUGCAAAGAAGCUGAUGCGUGCUCCUUAUCAGUUCUUCGCCGCGGUGUUUGAAUAGCUCGGCCGGCAAUCUGUCGGCCCCUGCCGCUUUGUUGUUCUUCAUGCGAGCAACUGCUAUUCGAACUUCUUCAUGGCGGGCAAUGGAACGUCUGCUCCAUCGUCAUCGAUUGGGAAUUCGGGUUCGCCUUCUCCUGGUGUUAUGUGUUCACUGCCAUUCAGCAGGCUGGAGAAGUGUUCCCUCCAUAAUCUAAUAUCGGUAUUCUGCGUGAGACGAUUGUCUCAUGUCUCUAAUUGUCACAAUCUUCAUUUAGUGACCCUGUUAGUCAGGAGGCUCAUUUUGGUAUUCUGGCAGACACAGUAAAGUAGUAUACUGUAUAGUAAUAUACUGUAUCUGUCAGAAUACCAAAAUGAGACUCCUGACUAACAGAGUCACUAAAUGAAGAUUCUGACAAUUAGAGACAUGAGACAAUCGUCUCAAGCAGAAUACCGAUAUAAGUAUGCUCUGGGCAUCGGUGGCUAGAUCACCUUUGGGGGUUCUACAGGAGUAUCCUCCGGUCUUGAAACCUUCUGUAAGCCGCCGCAUUUUUUCGUAGAAUUUUCGAGCAUUACCCCUGUCGGUCAGCUUAUCAAGCUGUUCGUACUCACGCAUUUCGGCUUCUUUCUUCUUCUGUCUGCAAAUGCGUCUCGCUUCCCUCUUCAACUCUUGGUAUCUAUCCCAUCCCGCACGUGUUGUGGUCGAUCGUAACGUUGCGAGGUAGGCAGCCUGUUUUCUCUCCGCUGCGACACGGCACUCCUCGUCGUACCAGCUGUUCGUUUGCACUUUCCGAAAACCUAUGGUUUCGGUUGCAGCUGUACGUAAGGAGUUUGAUUGCCGUCCCACAGUUCCCUUACACUGAGUUGUUGACGAGUGCUCUUAGAGAGCAGGAGUGCAAGCCGUGUAGAAAAUCUUUCGGCUAUCUUUUGUGAUUGCAGCUUCUCGACGUCGAACCUUCCUUGUGUUUGUUGGCGUGCGUUUUUUGCUGCACAGAGGCGGGUGCGAAUUUUGGCUGCAACAAUAUAGUGGUCCGAGUCGAUGUUAGGACCUCGGAGCGCACGCACAUCUAAAACACUGGAGACGUGUCUUCCGUCUCUCACAACAUGAUCGAUCUGGUUGGUGGUUUUUCGAUCCGGAGACAGCCAGGUAGCUUGAUGUAUCUUGUUAUGCUGGAAUCUAGUACUACAGAUAACCAUAUUUCGGGCGCCGGCGAAGUCGAUCAAGCCUCAACCCAUUUGGGGAUGUUUCCUCGUGGAGGCUGAAUUUACCGACCGUAGUUCCAAAGAUACCUUCUUUGCCCACCCUGGCGUUGAAGUCGACAAGCACGAUUUUGACAUCGUGGCGGGGCAUCUCUCAUAGGUGUGCUCCAAGCACUCAUAAAAGUUAUUUUUGGUCACAUCGUCCUUCUCUUCCGUCGGGGCGUGGGCGCAAAUCAGCGAUAUGUUGAAGAACCUCGCUUUGAUGCGGAUUGUGGCUAGACGUUCAUUCUCCGGAGUGAAUGAUAGUACUCGGCGACGGAGUCUCUCUGCCACCACGAAUCCAACACCAAACUUGCGCUCCUUUAUAUGGCCACUGUAGUAAAUGUCACAGGGACCUACUCGUCUCUGUCCUUGUCCCGUCCAUCGCAUUUCUUAGACGGCGGUGAUGUCAGCCUUUAUUUUCACGAGGACAUCAACCAGCUGGGCAGCGGCACCUUCCCAAUUAAGGGACCGGACAUUCCAGGUGCAUGCCCUCAAAUCAUAGUCCUUAUUUCGUUUGCCAUGGUCGUCAUCAAAAGGGGGGUCUCUCAUCCGAAGCUGUUUGUUGUUUUUCAUUGAGGGUGUUUUUUACGUGGCGGGUCCCAAACCCAGCGCACAACCCUAUGCAGGGGAUGUUUCGCCUUCUCACUUUAUCUCGCCUUCAAACGGAUGUUCUUAGGCUACCCAGAGGAUACUUGGUCAAAGACCGGAAGUCGUGAGCUGCUUGAGUCAUAUGUAAAAGAAUCGUUUCUGGCCACUCCCAAGUGAAUGGCGAUCAGAGAACUUUCCUCACUUGCGUGAACUUCUACACAUGACUCCAUCCUCCUGCGAUAUGUUAUAGCACCUCUAAUUCUAUCUUUAAGUAUAUUCCUUAGCGAUAUCAUGGGACUUAUGUGACGGUCCUGGUCGAUCUUUUCCAUAAUUUUAUCGCCUUUUUUAACGAUAGGUUGACCAGAGCGAGGUGUAUCUUUCACAUCGAAAUUUCCAGCUGUAACUUUUUUUCAACUCUCCCGAUUUUUUUUGUUAAAUGAAGCUUAAAAUCUCACCUUUCCAACACUAUAUGGUAAGAAACAGAAAUGCCCCAAAAAAAGUGCAAAAUCAAAAAUUGUCAGUCAUUUAACUGAAAAUUAUGUGGAGCAGAUCAAGUUUAUUACUGGUAAGUACUUUAAAUUGAUGUACAGAGGAGCUGGAGAACAGCUGCUGUGAUAUUACCGAGUAACGAAACAAUUAUCAAGCUUGCCAGAUGGAUAGUUCGUUACUCGGUAGAACGAUAGUCUGUUAAUUUUACAAAAACAAAAUACAUGUAGAAAACUACCGAAUAACGACUAACGAAUUAACAAGGCUGGUCUGAAUACCCCUUAUAUAAGAUAACACAACAUAAAUUCCCUGACAACAAUGUCUGCAUAAUUUGGAGUCAUUUUACAUUUGAGACUCCUAUUGCACUGUUAGCUUAAUGGAAUGCGCUACACGCGCAUCCGCUCUCCCAAUUAUUAGGUAGUUGAGCGAAACACGCGCAAACCUAAUUUUGAUCACUAGGCACUUAUAGGGCUCGGGCUUAGCUUCAUAACAACCGACAAUAGAAUUAAGUUUUCAGUUUUGUAAUAAAGCUCAACAUAAGCACAUAGUGCUGCCAAGUAAAAAUUCAUUGUUUUAUUUUAUGUGGCGCCCGAGCAGGGACCGCGAAAGUUAGUUUAAAAUCGCGAAUGUAAACCAGUGAACAAUUUUGAAUUAACUAAUAAAUUCGCGUUUCCUAUUAAAAACUUCUGGUAGUUGGCCCCUAGUAAUAACAUAAUAAAUCCUUGUUUAC